Symbiodinium sp. CCMP2456 is the source of this 689-nucleotide messenger RNA. The record is from the annotation of a GenBank genome assembly. NCBI's taxonomy places the organism in Eukaryota, Dinophyceae, Suessiales, Symbiodiniaceae.
GUCUUCGUGGACUUCUCGUGCUCUUGGCGAUUUCCAGUGGUGGCGGCGAAGAUGGCAGUCUGCCCGAUUGGUGCAAGGACAAGCGAGACGACUGUGUCCGUUACAUUGGGCGUGGUCCCAUGGGCGGUGGCUGCAUACGCCACGAGCAGUACAUGCGCCUCUUCUGUGCCCGGACGUGCAACUUCUGCGACAGACCGGAGGAUGAGCUGCAGGUGUCGCAGGCCUUGAUCGCUGGUGAACUGGUUGGACUCCUGAAAGCACGAGGUGUCCGGAGAUGGACCUUCUUCGAGCUGCCCGUGAUCAACGUUUCGAGCUGCCUUGGCCCCGAGGAGUCGGAGGAGGACACCUGUGCGGCGUCCGCCCCCGAGGCAUCGGUGAGGAGCCACGUCGCCUCGGCACGUUUCUACGACAGCCUCAGCCACGACCUGAACAGCAGCGUUUACCGCUGGCAGCCCAGAAGCUCCAGCUUCGAGCUUCACCAGGCUCUUCCGACGCGGGGCGCCUGGGCUUUGACGUCCUUCUGCCUCUCCGGAGAAGUCUUCCUGGCCGUGGCGAGUUUCUUCGAUGGUGCCAGCCGCAAGUUGAGCAGCCGCCUCUAUCGCUGGGAUGUGGGUCUGGACAUGUUCAUGUGGCAUCAGGCAGGCCUCAAACAACAAAGCUAUGAACCCUGUAAGCCCUACAAGCCCUAG